Molecule: messenger RNA, 360 nt
Organism: Fulvia fulva
Lineage: Eukaryota; Fungi; Ascomycota; Dothideomycetes; Mycosphaerellales; Mycosphaerellaceae
Exons: 1
Coding region: 1-360 (119 amino acids)
Source: RefSeq, a predicted model, not a curated record
AUGGACCAAAUCGAGCCAGAAACACAGCCACAACAGCCGUCGACGAAAGUCGCCGAUUUGCAAGCUACUCCGGCUGCUUCGACACCCGCACCGGCUGCACUAAUCGCUGCUGUUACGCCUGCGCCGUCUGCUACGCCUACGGCGGCUGCUAUUCGAGAGCCUAUCCGCGUGAAGACAACACUCACGUUUAUGAGCAAGGAGCUACCGGCACCAACGCGUGUAUUCAAUGGCGACCCCCUCCAGAUCCAGCAGCUGUUCGACAGCAAUAAGAAGAUAGUGCGGAAGUACGCCCAAGCUAAGGGUAUGCACUAUCACAUACAAGAUCGUAGUGGCAAGCUUAUAGCGCAACGGCACGGUUAG